AAGCUGCAAAUUCUCUGAAAAAAAUGGAGCAUGUUUCAGAGUGCGGCACCCCUUUCAAAAACAAGUCGUUUGCAUCGUUCGUGCUGAGGCAUGGCUUGAACAAAUACUUCAAAGGAACAUCAGAAGAAGAAUUUAAAAGACUUCUGGGCGAAAAAGUUAGUAAAUCAAGCGCUAGACUACCGGUCAAAUUUCCCAUGGCAAAUAGUGCUCUGCCAGAUAAUUUUGAUUCACGUCGGAAGUGGCCGCAGUGCAGAUGGAUGAAGUUCAUCAGAGACCAGUCAAACUGUGGUUCUUGUUGGGCUGUUGCUAGUGCCUCAGUAAUGUCUGACCGUCAAUGUACAUUUUCAGGCGGUAGCGUUCAACCAUAUAUAUCAGAUGAGCAUAUUUUGGCAUGCUGCACUGGUGUAUGUGGUUCGGGGUAUAUUUGUACGUGCUACCCCAAAACGAAACUAAACAAGUGCGUCUAUUCUAGGUGUAAUGGAGGCGAUAAAGCUGAGGCAUUUGCAUACUGGAAGAAAAACGGCGUUCCUACUGGCGGCCCUUUUGGCUCUACUUUUGGCUGUCAGCCAUACAGUAUUCAGUGCAAAGGUUGCCCAAUGGCUCCAACGCCAAAAUGCACUGAUCAGUGCAUACCUCAAUAUCGUAUUCCCUUUGAGCAAUCAGUGUUUUAUGAAUCUUGCCUUAUCCUCGAUACUAUGAGUUUAGGAGCGGAAAUAUACCAUGUUCCUAGAAGUGACGUCAUGAUUAUGCACGAAAUGUAUAAUAAUGGACCAGUAACGGCAUCUUUCAUCGUUUAUGAAGAUUUUACGUACUAUAAAAAAGGAGUAUAUAAACACAUGUGGGGAAAGUACAGUGGCAGGCACGCCGUAAGAGUGAUUGGCUGGGGAGUGGAGAAUUCGAACGGUACAGACCUUCCAUACUGGUUGAUCACGAAUUCAUGGAAUACCACUUGGGGAAUGAACGGAUUAGUUAAAUUUUACCGUGGCGUGAACGAAUGUGGAAUAGAAAAUAACAUAGUCACCGGCAUACCAAGAAUUUACGUCUAAUU
Molecule: messenger RNA, 1048 nt
Organism: Soboliphyme baturini
Lineage: Eukaryota; Metazoa; Nematoda; Enoplea; Dioctophymatida; Soboliphymatidae
Source: the annotation of a GenBank genome assembly